AUGUAUGUCCCUCUAAAUGUUUCCAAUGAUAUGUCUUAACCUAAUUUUUACUAGAUGAACGAUUACAAAUAAAUUUCAAAUUAACCAAGCUCUUUGCAUAUAAUAAAAUCUUUAACUGGAAUCUAAAUGUAAGAAUAAUACAAUUCCUCUACAUUUAAUUAAGGUAAAUAAAUAAAUAUAGGUUCUCAAAAUUCAAGGAUCCUCAAUCUAUAUGCAACAAACUUUUGUGGACAAUUGAUAUCACAAAUACCAUUAUUUUAAUGCGUAUCAAACCCUUAAAGUUCUACAAUAUCUAGGUAUAAUUUUAAUAAUAUUAAGUGGCUAAUUGAAAUCAUUAUUAUUAUUUGUAUAGAAAAUUGAAUAACCAAAUAGUUAAUAAAUGCCCAACUCUCUCAAUCAAAAUGGACUAUUUUUAAGAUUAGAGAGAAAGUGGUAAUUUAGUUUUUUGUGUUUUAAUAGGUAUAGAGAAUAUUAAUUACAUUUUUCAGACCUAGACUUAAUGUAUUUUAUGUAGAAAAGGGUUAAAACAAACUCUUAGGAUAUGUUGAAGUUCCAUAUACUUUUAUUACUAAGAGUUGUUAUAUUUUUGAUGGAAAUAAUAAUUUUAAAUAUAAAAUUACAAAAAGGUUGCUGGGGUAAUCAAAAACAUAUAGCCCAUUUCCUGAGAGUAAUAGAUAUGAUUUAGAUUAUUUUGAUACCAAAGACUCAUAGGAUCAAGUAAAUAUUUAAGAAUAUCAAUUUAGGUGAUUUCUUAGAUGAGAAAAUAACCAAAAAGUGAAUAUUAUUUCGAUUAAUAGGCCAAUUUUACUAUUGUAUUCCCUGAAAUUUCAUCAGCUGAGGGAAAAGUAUUAAUAUUAGCUGCCGCAUUAAUAUUUGAAUGCAUGUAUAUCUGA
Messenger RNA from Paramecium primaurelia, 893 nucleotides. NCBI's taxonomy places the organism in Eukaryota, Ciliophora, Oligohymenophorea, Peniculida, Parameciidae. The record is from the annotation of a GenBank genome assembly.